Molecule: messenger RNA, 1338 nt
Organism: Galendromus occidentalis (western predatory mite)
Lineage: Eukaryota; Metazoa; Arthropoda; Arachnida; Mesostigmata; Phytoseiidae
Exons: 5
Coding region: 48-842 (264 amino acids)
Source: RefSeq, a predicted model, not a curated record
GAGCCGAACCAUACAGAGGCUGUGGAGUACGGCCGAUCCUAGAGGAGAUGACGGAAGCAAGCAUGAAACGUAUUUUUGAGGUUCUCGCGGUAGUGGCGGUUGCGGCAUGCUGUUGUCAAGCUGACGACUCUUGCCAAUUGAAAGGAUACGAUCUCGAACCCUUGAGCAAGUCACACUGGGCGGUUCUGCUUGACAAGGCUUUAUGUAAAGACACCUCGAGCGGUUGUAUACUCCUGUUCAGCGCAUGCUUCACUUCGACGCUGUGCCCAGCGGGCGCUUUCGCUUGCCUCCAACAGAAUGGAGUGGGCACGGCGCGAGGGGGCGAGCCGGCGAUUGUAGAGCGUAGCGAUGUUCAGGGAUUCUCCCUCCAUUACAAGACUGAGGAAGGGAAUGCAACGCAGAAUACCAUCAUCGAAUUCACCUGCGAUGCUGAGAACAUUUUGAGAGACGAUUCACAAGAUAGGCUCGCAGUGUGGAUCGAAUCGAAAGAUACCACAAAGCUGGAUAAUGGGGUACGAGUGUUCGUCAAGCACGCGAUGGGAUGCAAGAAACGGGAGGGUUUGGGGACAGGGAGUCAAUUCAUAAUCAUCCUCUUGGUUUUGUUCCUUCUGUAUUUCCUCGGGGGAAUCACUUACAAUCAUGUUAAUGGAGCGCGCGGCGAGGAACUUAUUCCACAUCUUUGGUUCUGGAAGAAUUUCCCAUCUUACGUCGUUGACGGCUGCAUCUUCGUCGUUCGUGUGAUAACAUGCCAAACCCGAGACAACUACUCCCAAAAUCCGGACUACGGAUCGACAUCGCAAGCAGGCGUCUCUCCUUCAGGCCGGACUUAUGAAACGCUGUGAAUAGAGAGAUACAGACGUUUCGUCUCUCUCCACAUACGACAAACUCCGAGGCGGGCCUCAUGUUCAUAUAUGCCGGUGUUCUAGCUGCUGUCGUCGCGGUCAGGCUACUGUUCAGGAAGGCACUUGUUGUUCAGAGGGCGGUAUUGUUUCGUUGAAAUCGAAUGGAGUGGUAGAGUCUAAGGAAAUAUCCGGAGAGAACCAUGAACACCGGGCGACCCAUAUCUUUUUGCUACGGAUACUGUGAAGGCGCGCGAGGCUUUAAAAUCAGUUGGAUGGGACGGUUCGUUUGACCCCAUCGUUUCGUCAUCAGCUGUGGAGCGUUCGAUCGGAUGGGCGUCAGUCGAGUGUGAUAAAUGAUCAAGAACUCUACGAAUGAGAUUUUCUGUCCGCUUAAUGAUUGCAGAGAAUUGCAGAGAAAAAUCUUCUUUUCUACGAAUGAGCGAGAGCCUCUUCUCGAUUCGGAAUAAACAGCGGUUGUAAGUUUGUACAGAGAGAA